CAAUAGCAUAAGUAAUGAUGAAAUGACAAUCGGUAAUUACCGUGACUCGCCGUCGCUGCUUCAUGCGCCUGUGAUCUCCGGCGGACACCGGCGACAAUGUCUUCGUGGACGUGCACAAGACUCACUCUAUGCACCGUCGCGGCAGUUCUUCUUCAGGCGAUCGGCUUGUUGGUCUUCGUCCUAGGGUUCUUCCCCGCCAAACCGGCUCUCUCAGGCUUCAGCGGUCCUGAUAGCUUUCGCCCGCCGACGUGCGAUUCGCGCGAAGCUCCGAACGCGAGUGCUCUACCUCCUCAUCAGCUCAGGUCCUUGUAUCAGGAACUAUCCGGUAUACCUGCUUCUUUCGACCGAUUAAUAUUAAUGGUCGUUGAUGGUCUUCCAGCAGAAUUCUUGUUGGGAAGGGGCGAUCAGCCUCCACCCAAGGCUUUGAUGGACGCUAUGCCAUAUACUCAAUCUUUGCUAGCGAAUGGAAUGGCAAUUGGGUACCAUGCUAGAGCUGCUCCUCCAACUGUUACAAUGCCUCGUUUGAAGGCUAUGGUUUCUGGGGCAAUUGGUGGUUUCUUGGAUGUGGCAUUCAAUUUUAACACACAAGCUCUUUUGGAUGACAACCUUUUAGGUCAAUUUUUUAGUAUUGGUUGGAAAAUGGUGAUGCUUGGUGAUGAAACGUGGCUUAAGUUGUUUCCUGGGUUAUUUACGAGGCAUGAUGGAGUCAGCAGCUUUUUUGUUAAAGAUACUGUGCAAGUGGAUCACAAUGUUUCUCGACAUCUGGGGAAUGAGCUUAAUAAGGAUGACUGGAAGAUCCUGAUUCUUCAUUAUCUAGGCUUGGACCAUGUUGGACAUGUUGGGGGGCGCAAAAGCGUCUUGAUGGGCCCAAAACUCAAGGAGAUGGAUGAAGUGAUUAAAAUGAUUCAUUUGAGUACUAUGCUGCCUGAAGACAAUAAUAAAGGACAGACACUUUUGAUGGUGGUCAGCGAUCAUGGCAUGACUGAGAACGGAAAUCACGGGGGUUCUUCAUAUGAAGAAACUGACUCUCUGGCUUUAUUUAUUGGUCUAGCAUAUAAUUUCUCUGAUUAUGCAUCAGCUUCUUAUAAUAGAGCACACCAGGUUGACAUUGCACCUACAUUAGCACUUCUUUUUGGUGUCCCGAUCCCCAAAAACAAUGUCGGUGUACUAAUUGGAGAAAUAUUUAAUUCUUUGACAGAUGACCAUAAACUACGGGCAUUGGAGUUGAAUUCCUGGCAAUUACUUAGAUUACUGCGAGUACAAUUACCUGGUUUAUCUUGCAGAAGUUUUCCAUGUGAUGGCUUUAGUUACGAUAAAGGGUCCACAAUCAAUGAAUGCAAUGGUAGCAUGGAAAGGAAGUUAUGUUGCUUGUAUAAAAAUGCUGCUGCUCUUCACAGUUCACUGAAGUCUAAAAAUGUCUCUAGGUGUACUGGUAGUCACGACUACAGAGGCACUGUUUCAGCAUACUAUGAAUUUCUUAGAACUGCAAGUGAGUGGUUAUCACACAGAGCCACUGAUAAGCCUGUUGACCUGCUUGCUUUGGGAGUUGCAGCACUGCUACUAUCAUGUUUAGCACUGUUGAGCAUUCUAUUUGCUUUAUACAGAGAAGUUUACAUUAGAGACAAUCAAUGCUUCUCUGAGUUAAGCACUAUGCACGGCUUGCAAUUGGAUGAGACCUUUAGCGUGGCUAUAAUAUUGAUCCUUGUUAUUAGUAUGGGAUCUAGUUCAAUGGUAGAGGAGGAGCAAUAUAUCUGGCAUUUUGUGACAUCCACAUUGUAUUUGAUUUUCUUCCGUAAAGUAAUACAGUCCCUUCCAGAAAGAACAGAACAGAGUUCUUUUAGCAUGGCCAAAGAACAAAUUAAAAGAAAGUAUUGUCAAAUGUGUUCCAUUAUUGUGCUUCUCAUCUCUGAAAGGAUUUUGAGAGGUUGGUAUCAAGGUGGUGUGAACUGGACACAUCUUCCUGACAUAUCAAAGUGGCUUGAACAGGCUGGGAAUGAGUUUAUAAAAUUGAUCCAGCUAGCCUCUGGGGUCCUGCUGACCAGCUUAAGCUUUUUUUCUCUUUCUUCAAGGUUAAAGAGAGAGUUCAUUCCAUUGAUGGGACUCACCUUUUUCACAUCUGGGAUCUUGGUUUUGCAACAUAUUAUGAAAUAUCAGGACCCCACACUUGCAGCUUCCGAUUAUGGUGCAACCUUAAUGGCACAAAUAAUAUACACAGUUAUUGGUAUUUCAACCACAGGGACUGUCAUAGCCUUACCUUGGCUUAUGCCUGUUUCUGACACAUAUUCUAGUUGUUAUUUCUCAUCAACUUUUAUUUCCAGUGGUACUCAGAAUGUGUCCCUUCUUUUGGUGGGAUUAAGAGAGUUUACAUGGGUAAUUGGUUGGGCAUAUGUAUUUUUUUGGUGCCUUCUGCAGCUGUUGCUACAACAGCCAAUAAAUUCAGUGCCUAUAUUGUUGCUUUUCGUGCAAAUCUGGGCCAGCAUGCUUUAUUAUUCUAUCAGUGGACCACUUCAUAAGCAAUGGGUUGAGGUUGCUGCACUGUACUAUAUGGGAAUGGCAGGCCAUUUUAGUCUGGGAAACAGCAAUGCUCUUGCUACAAUUGAUGUUGCUGGAGCUUUUAUUGGAAUCUCAAGUCACUCAACAUUACUUUCUGGUAUUUUAAUGUUCAUUAUCACCUAUGCAUCUCCCAUGUUAGUUCUUGUUAGCAUGGUGAUGUACAUAUCCAUGAAGGACACAAGGCGUUAUCUUAUUCCUGAAAAUGGAGAAUUGGGACAUAUUCUUAAGAUGACAGUUGGAUUUUCCUGUCUGGUUCCAUUGGGUUUGAAUUCUGUUCUGUUGGCUGCUUACACAAUUGUGUUGUUGCUAAUGCAGAACCAUUUAUUUGUUUGGAGUGUCUUUUCCCCAAAGUACCUGUAUGUUUGUGCUACAACUGUAUGUGUAUAUAUUGGAGUUUCUGUAGUAGCUGCAACGAGCCUGUAUGCUUGUUUGGUGUUUAUUGCAAGGAGAAAUUUACAAAGCUUCACCAGAAGAGAUACAGGCAAGAUCUCAAUGUUCCAAUGGACGCAGCAGCAUCCAUCUUUGUCUAGCAAUUAAAUACCAAUCACUGUACUUUCUUUUUUAAUUUUAAUUUGAUUCUUCAUAAAGAUUGCCAUUUAUUUUAUUUUGUAUUUUUUGUAUAUAUAUUUUUAAAAUGUGAUGAAAUAACAUUUAGUUGUCAGUGACCACAGAAAUAGUUUUGUGAGAAUAUGACAGGAAGUGUUCAUUGAUGUGUUGUUUAUUUAAACACUGAUCUUUUGAUUUAUUUACCAAUGAGGAGAUGACGUUUGAUUUGUGGA
This is a messenger RNA of Malania oleifera, 3332 nucleotides long. RefSeq names its product GPI ethanolamine phosphate transferase 2. Gene Ontology annotation, cellular component: endoplasmic reticulum membrane. Lineage: Eukaryota; Viridiplantae; Streptophyta; Magnoliopsida; Santalales; Ximeniaceae. Bases 97 to 3090 code for a protein of 997 amino acids. The transcript has 17 exons. The record is from RefSeq and is a predicted model, not a curated record. Gene Ontology annotation, biological process: GPI anchor biosynthetic process.